Molecule: messenger RNA, 663 nt
Organism: Debaryomyces fabryi
Lineage: Eukaryota; Fungi; Ascomycota; Pichiomycetes; Serinales; Debaryomycetaceae
Exons: 1
Coding region: 1-663 (220 amino acids)
Source: RefSeq, a predicted model, not a curated record
AUGAGGGAGUCAAGAGGUGCAGAAACUUCACAAAGGUCACAAUCAUUUAGCGGUGGAGAGUCAUAUGAAUAUGGCACAGAUAACGAAAGUAAUAUUAACGAUUUGGACCAGAGCGAAGAAAUGGAAUCAUCUCAUGGCAACCAAGAAGUCCGCAGUACAUCGAAUAGCGAUCAGCUAACCACUCAAUCAGAGAAUGACAAUGACAAUAUAAGCACAAUUCCGUUAAAAUCAAUCACUUCUACCUCUACAAAGUCGCCUUCUGUAUUGAGUACAAACCAGGAUAACAAUUCAUACGUUGCAUCGACUGCUGAAACAUCACUUGCACCAAGUGUGCAUGCAAAUUCUGUAACAUACCAAACAUUAAACCCUCACAAUAGUCAAUUACAACUGCUGACGUAUGAUAGAGACAGCGAAUCCAUAGUCACCUUGGCAAGCUCGUCUAGAAGAACUAGAAGAAGAAGUCUUGAAACGAACAGCAGUACUGCAGGUAUUCCACCAGCCAGUAUCAUGGAGAGACUAGCCAUUCAUCCAAAUGCUGCUAGCAGCACUUAUACCGCAAGUAUCCAUAAUGCAAAUGAUAGAACAAGUAUGUACAAUGCGAAUAUGGGAGCAUCUCAAUCGAGCGUUACAGACUUGAAUGAUCAAGCAAGUUCCGUCAAUUAA